Tuber melanosporum (Perigord truffle) is the source of this 3814-nucleotide messenger RNA. RefSeq lists its product as uncharacterized. The transcript is spliced from 2 exons. The record is from RefSeq and is a predicted model, not a curated record. Bases 538 to 2877 code for a protein of 779 amino acids. Lineage: Eukaryota; Fungi; Ascomycota; Pezizomycetes; Pezizales; Tuberaceae.
CAUUUCUUAACCCAACUACUCAAAUUUCCAAAUACACUAUCGUCAUCACCCAAAAUGUCACAGGCUGCCAACAUCACUGUUGAGUUGUAAAUCACUCUGGGGGUGUUGCACAACACACUCCCAGCCUAACAGCUCCAGCGAUUGACAAGAACAGACGACAAAAACGACGAUACCUUUGAUCCUCUAUUUCUUACCGAUUAGAGAGAAGGGUGUUCCUCGAAACUUAUAGGAUAAGCACCAUCCAUUGAGGGAGAACGUCCUGUAACAUUUGGGACAUCACACAUACGACGGAAGCUUCAAAUUAUUUUUUCUCGCCCGGAAAUUGGGGCUGUUGGCGGAAACCAGGCGGGCAAAAAAUACCGAAGAAAAAAAAUUUCACAUCCACUCCCACCUCAACCCUGUCCACCGUAAACCGGCGGCAACCAUAACCAACAACACAAAAAUCUCAUUCGUACGAUAUACACCCCCACACACAACGAUUGUAUCGAAUAUAUUUAUCACCAACCAAUUCCUCGAUUCUCUUUUAUACACGGUAGGAUGUCUCGAAAAACAGUACCAAACACUGUGGCCGGCCUCACUUCGCUGCCUUCGAGGACCAACAAUUCUUCACUCCCAGCCGGGGAGUCGUUGGCUCUGAACAACCCAUACAUUCUCCACGAACAUAUCCCUAAUCAGACAUCACACACAAAACGUCAUCGCCGAGAAUCAUCUAGAUUGGGUCCGGGAUCAGCGGGUGGUAGCUGGAAGGAUGGAAGGAGUGGGAAAAGUGGGCAUGGAGGGGGUGACCAGGAGGAGACUGAUUCUUCAUCUGAUAGUUCGGGUAGCCAAGACGAUGAAGAGACGGACGAUGACGAAGAUGCGGAUGAUGCGGACGAGCCGGCUGUCAAUCGCCCCGUCCGGGUGACUGGUGAAGAUACCACCGGCAUGAAGCUAUUUCCGGGUGAUCAAUCUACCGUCGGAAACGGUAGACAGGAUAGCACAGCUGCCAAUGGAGAUCACCGGGCGGGGCAAGGCUCGAGAAAGCGGUCGCUCGUUGCAGAUAUUGGCGAAUUGACAGAAAAUGGCCCUGAGCAGAACCAUCCAAACAAAAAAGUCGCUUUCGACAUCACCAAAACCGAUGACAUACUGGAGCCUUCCGAUUCCUUAUUUGGUCCUAUCGGUGAUGACACCGGUGAUAUCGCCCCGUUCACCGACGGAGAUCUUAGUUUGAUCGAGGAUGAUGAAGGUGGGGUACUAAUUGAUACUGAGGAAGACGAAGAUAUUGAUGCCGGAGAUGAUGAAGAUAUCGAAGGCGAAGAGGAGGACGCUAUCGUCCGUGAGCUUGAGAAUGGUAUUCCGCCUCCAACACCCAUAAAAGCGAGCCCAUUACUACCGAGCGGUGCUGCCCCUGAAAUAAUCAAUGGACUUGAUCUCGGUAGUGGGGAUGAAUUCGAAGAUCUCAACGAUGAAAUGUUCAUAUCUCAAUGGCACUACCCCAGCUUCUUUCCCGACAUUCCCUGUGAUCCUACCAAUGAUUACUAUUUAUUCAAUGAUGGGGAUAUCUUCUCUGUAAACCCGACGCCGGAUUCUACUCCGGCCGUCACCCCCGAUAACACCCCCCGGGGCUCAUUGUCCGCCACUGCUCCAUCUAUUCCUGUUUCCCCAAGUGGAAGGGGUGAUUUCCCUGCAUCCAUGGCAGGUAGUGAUGAGGAAUCCUCGGACGAGGACGAAGUGCCCACCCUUAACCCCUUUUUUGAGAGAGAGGACCCUGCUGUCAAGCAUCUGGUGAGCACCCAAGGGCGUGGGGGAUGGGCCGAUGGCAUAAAUGACGAUGUGGAUAUUCCAUGGAAACAUUUCUUCUCAUCGGAUGGGAGCAGUGACGAAGGAGGCGAGGAUGAAACAGCGGGCAGUGAGAGCGAGGACGAGAGCGGCUCGGGAGAGACUACUGAUGAAGAAGAGGACCUCCCAAUGCCUACACCCCACGGCAAGUCCAUCCUCCGACGUGUUUCGAUGUCAUCCCAGGAACCUGAAAGUCCACAAGUUGUUCAUAUCGAUGGGGCUUCCCGCCCAAGGCUUGGCUCUUGGGUUGCCGAUCCAAAUCGCCCUAUCUGCGUUGUGGAGGGAUCGAAAAAGACCUUCCUCAUACCUAAAGGCAAGCAAGUAUCCGUCGACGAGACGAAUAGCAAUGGCAGUGCAUCCAACUUCAUGGUAAUGAUGGCGGAAGAAAGCGAAAGGGAAAACUCUCCCAGCUUUAUGGACUAUAGCCCGACACUCGGUGGGUUGGCUGGUGGUGAUGGACUUUUCUUGAAUGGGGCCAGCAUACUAGGGCCCCCAGAGGCUUUCUAUCCCUACUUCAACGAAGAAGGCGAGCUCGUUGCCGAAGGGCUAGGGGACGAGGAGCUUGAUGAAUUUGAAGCCAACCUUAAGAUCGCGGACUUUCUCGAACUUUCUUCCGAUGAGGACGGCAACGAACACACAGACAACGAUUCCAGCACCGGACACUUAAGGUCGGCUCCAAUAGAUGGCGUGUGCGAUGGGCCAGAUGCCGACGACGAAUGUACUCCCUCCGCUGAGCUUCCCGCACAGAUGCUCUCGAGGUGGGAUAAGGUCAGUGUGACGGCUUUUCGUAAGAGACAAAUCCAGCAUGCCCAGAAAAUGGCAGAUCUUCAUGGAAACCCUAACAGUAGCCUUACUACAGGCUACGGACAUCAAAAGAAGCUGGGGGAGACGAUUACGCAAACGAGGAAGAAGAAAGUGAAAUGGCGGCUUGCGGCUGGAAACAGGGGGUUUGGGGUUGGUUCAUCUACGAGGAAAAAGAUUUCUAACAGGAAGGCCGAGGAGCUCGGAAGAAAUUUCGGCUCGACGAAUCGGAUUCCUCCAAUCUUCGAGGGCAUGUAGAUGCGCUAUGAAGGCGCAGGAUCAUUGGGGGAGUAUGGAUGCAAGGAAGUGUUCGCUUUUCCUUGAAUGGAAGGUUCUGGAGGACGGAGCUCUAGAGAGACAAUUCCUAGAACGGGGCAUUCAUUGAAGAAACGUUUUCUCUUAACUGGCCGGUUUAGAUUUGCGAAAGUGCAUCGUUGGGCUGGCAUGCCCUGGGCUUGGACAAAGACGGUUAUUGAAACAAAACAGCGUUGAAGAAAAAAAAGAAGAAAGGGUUAGGAUAGCAUGCGAAACGAUUAUAACGAUUAGGCGAAAAAGUUUGGGUCUGUGUUUUCUAUUUUUCUUUCGCGACACUUGCGUUUUCUCAUGUACUGGUGGUAUUUUUUCCUCCAACAUUCUCGACUGCAACCCAUCUAUCUAUCAGGGUUUUUUUUUCUUUCGUUUUUUCUUUUGUUCUAUGGAAGCAUCUGCGCGGGGGUUUCAACGGAUUUCUUCGGGGAGGGGUUUUUUUUCCCUGUAAUUUACCGAUUUCUUUUGUCCGGAGCUUCAUAACGGGGACCUGAGUUUUCCGCCCUCGAUUUACAAUCCAUCCAUCGUCAUCCUACGUUGUCUGUUUCUUUCUCCGUCCCUCUAUUUUUCAUUUGGACGGUGGGGUUCUCCUAUUUUCCUAUUUUUAUUUCCUUGAUCAAGAAACAGUAUCUGUGUUUUGAUUUUUUUGGUUCCUCACGUUUUCCUAUUUCCUCCGGAUCAUUUGCUGUACAUGUAUCGGCCUUUCUUUUUACUUUGCGUACAUCAAUUUCUUCAUGUCAAAUACACUUUGUGGGUACAUAUGGGUUCUUUUUCCUGUAUUUCUUUCUUCCACUUUGGCUUUUGCUGACUAGGAGGUGAGGGUGAGGGUGAAGGUGGUGAUGGUAUAACUUAAGCUAUCAUAGUCAAUUGAAUGCGUGUUUGCCCCGGA